AUGGCAUGUAUGGAGGUUUUGCACGUCGCCAGAGAGGGAGCUCCAUCUGCUGAGUGCCACGGUGUAGGUUGGAGUUUGCACGCUCCAUCCUGCCAGCCUGAUGAAAGUGGGGCGAAGAAUAGAUUCCUAGUUACGACUGCUGAAUGCUGCGAGCAGCAUUGCAAAGCGGCUGAACUGGAAGAUCCUGCUCAGCCUUCUCUCGCCCUCCUUGCGGUAUCAUCCUUGUCCCCAGAAAUUACGACAACCGGUCAUUUCCCCUGCUCCAACUUUUCAAAGGAAGAGAAGGAGACUGCAUCCAAAAAUGCCUGUUGCUGUGAAUCAGAGACGUCCUUCACCUGCGUGGAUGAAAACACCAACCACCUAAAUCACCCGGGGAGCCUUGCCCAUCGUAGCUGUUGCCAAGACCAAGAGUUCCUUCCCCAUCCUGACCCUGACACAGAGAUGCCUUCAGAAUGGCCCUAUGAUCCACCUUCCAUCAUUUCCGAGGAAGAGGAUGAUGCUGGCUCCGAAGCCGCUGGCGGAAAAUCUAUUGAUUACAGCUUCAUCAGUGCCAUCUUGUUCUUGGUCGUUGGGAUUUUGUUGGUGAUCGUUUCCUAUGUGGUGCCCAGAGACGUAAGUGUGGAUCCCAACACAGUGGCAGCACGGGAGAUGGAGCGCCUCGAGAAGAAGAGUGCCCGGAUUGGGGCUCACCUGGAUCGGUGUGUAAUUGCUGGGCUCUGCCUGUUGACCCUGGGAGGCGUUGUGUUGUCCAGUUUACUGAUGAUGCAGAUGUGGAAAGGAGAACUCUACAGGAGGAACCGAUUUGCAGCUUCCAAGGAGUCAGCCAAACUGUAUGGAUCUUUCAAUUUCCGAGUGAAAUCCUCUACAAGUGAUAAUAUGGAGUUAUCACUUGUGGAAGAGGAAGCUCUUGCUGUAACCAGUUAG
Molecule: messenger RNA, 924 nt
Organism: Thamnophis elegans (Western terrestrial garter snake)
Lineage: Eukaryota; Metazoa; Chordata; Lepidosauria; Squamata; Natricidae
Gene: TMEM74
Product: transmembrane protein 74
Exons: 1
Coding region: 1-924 (307 amino acids)
Source: RefSeq, a predicted model, not a curated record